Messenger RNA from Rhincodon typus (whale shark), 1656 nucleotides. RefSeq names its product class I histocompatibility antigen, F10 alpha chain-like. Lineage: Eukaryota; Metazoa; Chordata; Chondrichthyes; Orectolobiformes; Rhincodontidae. The record is from RefSeq and is a predicted model, not a curated record. The transcript has 6 exons. Gene Ontology annotation, cellular component: external side of plasma membrane. Gene Ontology annotation, biological process: immune response. The coding region runs from base 112 to 1110 and encodes 332 amino acids.
AGAUGAACUCGAUUGGAGACCAUUUGAGAGUGAAAUUCAGCUUCCCAACCCCGCUUCCUGCAAAGAGCUCUCUUUAAGUUUGCCACCAGCAGAUAACAAACUUAAAAAGAAAUGGCGAGAGGAUCCCACGGCGUGUUGCUGUCACUUGUACUGAGUUUCUACCGAGUACAUCAAUGCCUGACCGAGUCUCAUUCUCUGCUAUAUCAGUACACCUUCAAUCAUGGGAGACCUGAUUUACCAGAGUAUAGUGUCCUGGGGAUUUUGGAUGGAAGCGAGAUAUACUAUUUUGACAGCAAUAUGAAAAUAACCGUUCCAAGGCAACAAUGGAUGGCGGAAGCAUUUGACAAGGCUUACUGGGAACAGUGCACUAUCACUGAAGUUGGCUUCCAUGGAAUCAUUAAGGGACAGGCUGAUGAAUGGCUCCAGAAAGAAAACCAAACAUCAAGUACCCAUUACCUGCAAGGACUGUUUGGCUGUGAGCUACAUGAUGCCAAUCCAAGUGAAGGGAUUUUGAAGUUUGCUUUUGAUGGCAGAUACAUACUCAGUUUUGAUAAAGAUACAUUGGUUUGGACUAUACAUGAUAAGUUCGCAAAAGAAUUCAAAGCGAAAUGGGAUAAGGAAACAAAGAUGAACCGUUAUUUCAAGAACCUGUUAGAAAAUGACUGUACAGAUCUAUGGAAAACGUACUAUUCAAUUGGAAAUGCCUCUUUAAGCAGAAAAACUCCCCCUGAGGUCUCAAUUAUUGCCAAGGGUGGCCAUCAUUGUUUUCUACACUGCAUUGUGAUUGGAUUUUACCCCCAGCUGAUCAACGUGACCUGGUUGAAGAAUGGAAAACCUGCCCAUGAGACAAACUCUACUGGGUUAUUGCCCAAUGAAGAUGGGACGUUCCAACUAAAGACAACCCUCCAAUUUGACCCAUAUGAUGGCAACCAAUAUGCCUGUCAUAUUGAGCACAGCAACUUCCCAGGUGGAAAGACUGUCCUUUGGGAAGGAAAAGUGAAGAACAGCAAUAAUGUGGGGAUGAUUGUCUUGGGUGUACUGGUGUCACUGGCAAUUAUUCUUAUCAUAUUUAUAUGGUGGAGAAAACAAAGAGGUUACAGUCUUACUUAACCAGGGCCUGAGACAGUUAAAUGCUCAAGUUGAAUUUGCAGCAAAGACAGACCGAAAUGGAUAUUUUCUUUGUAACUAUAGCUGUUUUAAUUGCAUAAUCAUUUUACAUGUGUUUUAUCUUUCUAAUAAUUUUACUAAAACAUUAAUUAUUUGCUCAACUUUGGAAUGACCAAUGCCAUGUUUGAUCUAUAAUUGCAUAAACUGAUUCUAUAUAUUACAUAAUGGCAGCAACAAAUUUCUGGCAUUCUGGUGUGUUGUCAAUAUUAUUCCUACAUUCCAGAGAUUUCCUGGAUGUUGGCCUCAGGUAGAGGACCUGCACUUGUGGGGUUAGGUAAUGGUUAUGGAAGUUCUGUUCAAUCAGUGGGUGCACAACUGAGCAUCACAAACUUUUGAUAAAGUUACUACUCACCUAUUGCAUCCAUGCUACAUUGGGUGAGGAAAACUCAGAGGUGAAACUUCCCUCUAUAAGUAAAGAGAUUGAUGUUGAUGUAGCAUGUCUGCUGCUAACAGGAUAAUUCUAAAUGGGAAUAAAACUAAAAGACCUUU